Dendrobium catenatum is the source of this 1611-nucleotide messenger RNA. RefSeq names its product probable galacturonosyltransferase 12. The record is from RefSeq and is a predicted model, not a curated record. The transcript is spliced from 6 exons. The coding region runs from base 56 to 1603 and encodes 515 amino acids. Gene Ontology annotation, molecular function: polygalacturonate 4-alpha-galacturonosyltransferase activity. Lineage: Eukaryota; Viridiplantae; Streptophyta; Magnoliopsida; Asparagales; Orchidaceae.
UUUUCUUUGUUUUUGCCCUAUAUGCUUCAUUGGUUGCAGGAAAGCAAAGGGAAGGAUGCAGCUUCAUAUUUCACCAAGCCUGAGGCAUGUGACUGUGCUUCCUGGGAAGGGAGUGAGGGAGUUUAUUAAGGUGAAGGUGGCAUCGAGGAAGCUCUCUUACAGGAUGGUGUUCUAUUUUCUGCUGUUCCUGACCUUCAUGCUUCGGUUCGUGUUCGUCUUGACGGCAAUGGAGACGAUUGAAGGUGAAAAUGAGUGCUCCUCCUUAGAUGGUGUUUCUGGAAAAAGGCUUGGGGACCCAGAAAUAUUUUUGGAAGAUAAAUCUAUGGAAGGACCUAUCGGGAUUAUUUAUACUUUAGUGCUCGUCAUGAAGGUUCCAGAAGAAAAUAUACCGAAAAUUCUAGAGAAUCUGAGGUCAAGAGAAUCCACGGUCACCCUUCUGGAGCAGAAGACCCGGAUCGCCAAAAUCCAAGAGUUUCUUUACCGCCACGUGGCAUCCAGCAGUAUCCCCAAACCCCUUCACUGCCUCGCCCUCCGCCUCGCGGCCGAACACUCCACUAACGCCGCCGCACGCGCUCCACUCCCCUCCCCAGACCUCGUCCCCGCCCUCGUCGACAACUCCCGCCGCCACUUCGUCCUUGCCUCCGACAACGUUCUCGCCGCCGCCGCCGUCGCCGCCUCCCUCGUCCACCAUGCACUCCGCCCCUCCUCCGUAGUCCUCCACAUCAUCACUGAUCGCAAGACCUACGCGCCCAUGCAGGCAUGGUUCGCGCUCCACCCGCUUGCACCCGCCGUCGUGGAAGUGCGGGGGCUCCACCACUUUGACUGGUUCGCCAGGGGGAGAGUUCCAGUGCUGGAGGUUAUGGAGAGAGAUCGAGAGAUGAGGUCUCAGUUUCGCGGCGGCUCCGCUGCGAUAGCGGCGAGUGACGGGGAGAAGCCGGUGGUGGUGGCGGCGAAGCUUCAGGCGCUGAGUCCGAAGUAUCAUUCGAUUAUGAAUCAUGUGCGGAUUUACCUGCCGGAGUUAUUUCCAAGCCUCAAGAAGUUAGUAUUUCUUGAUGAUGAUAUAAUAGUCCAAGCUGAUCUUUCACCUCUUUGGGAGAUCGAUCUCCAAGGUAAAGUUAAUGGCGCAGUUGAGACUUGCAGAGGUGAAGACAAGUUUGUAAUGUCCAAGAAGCUAAAAAAUUAUCUGAACUUCUCCCACCCUUUGAUCUCAAAGACAUUCAAUCCUGAAGAAUGUGCUUGGGCUUAUGGCAUGAACAUCUUCGACCUCGACGCCUGGAGGAAAACAAACAUCAAAGACACAUAUCAUGAAUGGAUUCAGAAGAACUUGGAAUUAGAUUUGAGCUUGUGGCAAUUAGGAACUCUGCCUCCAGGUCUUAUAGCAUUUCAUGGCCAUGUUCAUAUAAUAGAUCCUUACUGGCACAAGCUGGGGCUUGGAUACCAGGAGAAUACGACGCGAGAUGAUGCCGAGAAAGCUGCUGUCAUCCAUUUUAAUGGCAGGGCCAAGCCUUGGCUGGAAAUUGCAUUUCCUCAGCUCCGGCCUCUAUGGACAAAGUACAUUGAUUUCUCUGACAAAUUUCUUAAAGCUUGUAAUAUAAGGCCUUAGUUACAGAA